AUGGAACCAAAGCAGAAAAAGAAGAAUUUGGAAAGAUACAGGAGAAGGAUAGGUAUGCUACAGGCUUUUGCUAAUGUAUCUAACAAAAUUUGGGUAUUUGUGGAUGAGGAUCAUGGAGUGGAGAUUAUAUAUGACCUUGAACAACAGAUGACCUUGAAGCUUACAAACUUGGAUACACAAAUGUCUUUCAUGGUAACUUUUGUGUAUGCCAAGUGUGAUCCCAUUGAGAGAAUAGAACUGUGGGAUAGCUUAUACUAUUUGGCCAGUGAUAUGUCUAUCCCUUGGCUUGUAGGAGGGGAUUUUAAUGUAAUAUUGGAUGAAGAGGAGAAGUUUGGUGGUUUACCUGUGUCACUGAAUGAGAUAAAUGAUUUUAGGCAUUGCAUUUCCACAUGUAACCUCAAUGAUUUAGGUUUCAAAGGGAGUAUCUAUACAUGGUGGAAUGGAAGAGGGGAAGAUGAUUGCAUAUUUAAAAGGUUGGAUAGAUGUUUGGGAAAUGUAGAAUUGCAGCAGAUGUGGCCUAAUCUAGAGAUUACUCACCUGUCCAAAACUGGAUCUGAUCACAGUCCAAUGUUGCUGCAAUUUUUAGCAUUGGAGGAGGAAUUUUGGAAGCAAAAAUCAGGGAUGGCAUGGUUUAAAGAUGGGGACAGGAAUACUAAAUUUUUUCAUGCUCAAGUCAAUGGUAGAAGAAGAAGACUACAGUUGAAAAGGGUGCAGAAUUCUAAUGGUAUUUGGUUAGAGGACAGCAAUGAUAUGGCAGAUGAGGCAGUCAGAUUUUUUAAGGCACAGUUUCAUGAAGAUCAAGUUCCAACCUGUUUUGAAAUACUGGAACAUAUACCAACACUGAUUGAUAAUUUGCAGAAUUUGGAAUUAAUUAAACAACCAACUUUUGCAGAAGUAAAACAGGCAGUCUUUGGCCUGAAUGGGGAAAGUGCUGGGGGCCCUGAUGGUUUCACAGGUUGCUUUUUUCAUCAUUGUUGGGAAAUAAUAGCUGAUGAUAUUGUAGAGAUGGUUAAGGCAUUUUUCAAUGGGCAUGAACUUCCCAGGUUAACAGGCCUGGUAACAAACAUUAUAUCUGAGGAGCAGGCUGGAUUUGUAAAAGGCAGGAGUAUUGUAGAAAAUGUUCUGCUAACACAAGAGAUCAUUACAGAUAUCAGAAUGAGAACAAAAGCUGGUCCAAAUGUAGUGAUUAAAUUGGAUAUGGCCAAGGCAUAUGAUAGAUUAUCAUGGAUAUUCUUAACUAAGUGGAGUCCAAAGAUCAAUCAUCUGGCAUAUGCAGAUGACACAAUCAUUUUUUCCUCUUCUGAUGCAACAUCAUUAAGAUUGAUUAUGGAAAUACUAGCAGGAUAUGAGAAGGCUUCUGGACAACUUAUAAACAAGAGCAAGUCAGCAAUCUAUUUACAUCAUUCUGCAGGGGAAGAUGUAGUGGACAAGGUACAGAGAAUAACAGGUAUUGCCAAGAAUGAAUUUCCAUUUACAUACCUUGGUUGUCCUAUUUUCUAUGCUAGGAGGAGAAUGAACUAUUAUCAGGGACUUAUAACUAAGGUAAUGGACAAGCUGCAGGAUUGGAAAGGGAAGCUAUUAUCUAUAGGGGGAAGGGCUGUACUAAUAUCUCAUGUACUUCAGAGCAUGCCAAUACACCUAUUGUCCUCAGUCAAUCCUCCACCUUAUGUGAUUAACAAGUUACACAAAAUUUUUGCCCAGUUCUUCUGGAGCAACACUGUGGGAGUUGCAAAUAGGCAUUGGGCUUCUUGGAAUACAUUAUGUUUACCUUGUGAAGAAGGAGGAGUGGGUUUUAGAUCUCUACAUGAUGUAUCUACAGCCUUAUUUUGUAAACUUUGGUGGAAUUUCAGAACUAAACCUAGUUUGUGGAGUUCCUUUCUGAGUCAAAAGUACUGCAAAAAGUUAAAUCCUAUGAUUGUUCCAUGGAGAGAUGGUUCACAUGUUUGGAGAAAGAUGCUGGAGUGUAGAGAUAUUAUAGAACAUCAAAUAUGGUGGCAGCCUCACAUGGGGUCCUCACUAUUCUGGUUUGAAAACUGGACAGGGAUGGGAUCUUUAUAUUUUGUUACUCCUCCUGAUUUUGUGUGUGAUGAAUCAAUACAUAACAUAUAUGAUGUGGUAUGCAAUGGUCAAUGGAAUGAGGAAAAGAUCAGAGAGAUUUUACCAGAAGAACUAGCAGAACACAUUUUACAACAUGUGAAGCCUCCAGGAAUGAUAGAGGACAUUGAUAAGCCUUAUUGGAUGCUGGAACCUAGGGGUAAAUUCACUGUGAAAUCAGCUUGGGCAUAUGUCAGAAGGAGGAAUGACCCUGGCAAUGCAUACAGAAAUAUAUGGGUGAAAGGGCUUCCUUUUAAAAUAUCUUUUUUCAUGUGGAAAGUAUGGAGGAAUAAGCUGCCUUUGGAUGAAUUUUUUAAAAGACUGGGCUACCUUAUGGCUUCUAAAUGCUGGUGCUGUGCUGAACCACAGGAGGAGACAAUGCAACAUCUGUUCUACACUUCACAUGCAGCAAUCAGAGUGUGGAAAUAUUUUCUUGGACAUGCAGGUAUUACACUAGAAGGAAUUUCAUUUCAUCAGGCUAUUGUAAAAUGCUGGACUGCAGAUGUGAUACAUAGAAUUAAACCUAUAUUACAAGCCUUGCCUUCUGUCAUUGUCUGGGAGCUUUGGAAGAGGAGGAAUAGCUAUAAACAUGGAGAUACAGUGACAGUAAAUAGGGUUAUAUAUCAGGUGUCUAAUACUAUGCAAAGCCUAGUGAAAUUCAAAAAGCCAAACCUGCAGAAUGUGCCACAUAAAUGGCCAGACCUGUUGUACAUGUUGGAGUCUUAUCUUCCCAGAUUGAAAUAUACUAAGGUGUUAUGGGAAUGUCCAAAAUCAGGAUGGAUAAAGGUGAACACAGAUGGGGCAUCAAAGGGAAAUCCUGGGAGGAGUUCAAUAGGAUAUGUGCUAAGAAAUGAAAAGGGAGAUAUAGUAUAUGGCUGUGGAAAAGAGGUGCAGAAUGGAACAAAUACAGAAGCUGAAGCUAAAGCAAUACUUGAAGCAAUGAAAUUCUGUGUUAGACAUGAAUAUGUACUCAUUGAAUUGCACACUGAUUCAAUGAUGAUGAAGCAUGUUAUAACUGGAGAAUGGGAUGUACCAUGGAAUAUAGCAGAACAUGUGGAGGAAAUAAAGGAACUAAUGAAUAGAACCAAUGUAACAGUAACUCACACUUUGAGGGAAGGAAAUAGAUUAGCUGAUCAUCUAGCUAAUUAUGCCUUGGACUUUGGGGAUUUUGAAGCACACAAUUUCUGGGAGUUAGAUAUACAAGGAAGGAAGAUAGUUAAUGAUGACAAAUCACAAUGCCCAUAUAUCAGAAUAAGAGUUGCAUGA
Molecule: messenger RNA, 3360 nt
Organism: Nicotiana attenuata
Lineage: Eukaryota; Viridiplantae; Streptophyta; Magnoliopsida; Solanales; Solanaceae
Exons: 4
Coding region: 1-3360 (1119 amino acids)
Molecular function (GO): RNA-DNA hybrid ribonuclease activity; nucleic acid binding
Source: RefSeq, a predicted model, not a curated record